UCCGCCCGACCGCCGCCACGCCGCCAUCAUGGAUACCAGCCGUGUGCAACCUAUCAAGCUUGCCAGGGUCACCAAGGUUCUGGGCAGAACCGGUUCGCAGGGACAGUGCACGCAGGUGCGCGUAGAAUUCAUGGACGACACGAGUCGCUCCAUCAUCCGGAACGUGAAAGGCCCCGUGCGCGAGGGCGACGUGCUCACCCUAUUGGAGUCAGAGCGAGAGGCUCGUAGACUGCGCUGAACUUGGGACUGGAUCCUGGAUGUCUGUGUCAGCGCUUGGGGCCAUAAGGAUGAUAUGCUGUUAAUAAAGCGUUUGUAUUGUAUGUAAAAAAAAAAAAAAAAAAAAAAAA
Hippopotamus amphibius kiboko is the source of this 347-nucleotide messenger RNA. RefSeq names its product 40S ribosomal protein S28. The record is from RefSeq and is a predicted model, not a curated record. Gene Ontology annotation, cellular component: cytosolic small ribosomal subunit; ribosome. NCBI's taxonomy places the organism in Eukaryota, Metazoa, Chordata, Mammalia, Artiodactyla, Hippopotamidae. Gene Ontology annotation, molecular function: structural constituent of ribosome. Bases 29 to 238 code for a protein of 69 amino acids. Gene Ontology annotation, biological process: translation; ribosomal small subunit assembly; maturation of SSU-rRNA. The transcript has a single exon.